Molecule: messenger RNA, 502 nt
Organism: Carlito syrichta (Philippine tarsier)
Lineage: Eukaryota; Metazoa; Chordata; Mammalia; Primates; Tarsiidae
Gene: HMG20B
Product: high mobility group 20B
Exons: 4
Biological process (GO): regulation of gene expression
Cellular component (GO): nucleus
Source: RefSeq, a predicted model, not a curated record
CCCUCCAGGCCCCGCCCAACGCCGCCGCCCGCUUCUGCAGCCCGUGAAGAAGCGAGGCUGGCCCAAGGGCAAGAAGCGGAAGAAGAUUCUCCCGAAUGGCCCCAAGGCGCCCGUCACCGGCUACGUGCGCUUCCUGAACGAGCGGCGAGAGCAGAUCCGCACGCGCCACCCGGACCUGCCCUUCCCCGAGAUUACCAAGAUGCUGGGUGCUGAGUGGAGCAAGCUGCAGCCGGCGGAGAAGCAGCGUUACCUGGACGAGGCGGAGAGGGAGAAGCAGCAGUACAUGAAGGAGCUGCGAGCGUACCAGCAGUCGGAAGCCUACAAGAUGUGCACGGAGAAGAUUCAGGAAAAGAAGAUCAAGAAAGAAGAUGCAGGCUCCGGGCUCAUGAAUACUCUCUUGAAUGGACACAAGGGCGGGGACUGCGACGGCUUCUCCACCUUCGACGUUCCCAUCUUCACCGAAGAGUUCUUGGACCAAAACAAAGGUGGGCGGCGACCGCGG